UCUUCAUGGAUUGUAACAUCUCGAAAGUUAUCCAUCUAAAAUUACAUUGUUGGCUUUUCAUAACAUCCAAAACCCCUUACUCCAGAUUUGUUGGGUGCUGCGCGGUUGCGCGCCCAAACUGGAUUGCAAUGAUCGUGUCCAACCUCAGCCUCAGCACUUGCGCGCGGUCUAAGAGCGUGUUGUGCUCCAGUGCCGGGGACGGAUUUCUAGAGGCUACUUCAAAUCGCACCCUCAGCCCGACUGGGCACUUGGUAGUCGCGGUGUGUCUGGGGUUCAUAGGAACUUUUGGAUUCCUUAACAACCUGCUGGUGCUUGUGCUGUUUUGCCGCUACAAACUGCUGCGUUCCCCCAUCAAUCUGCUGCUGAUUAAUAUAUCUUUCAGUGAUCUUCUGGUGUGUGUGUUGGGAACUCCGUUCAGCUUCGCCGCUAGCACACAAGGACGAUGGCUUAUCGGGGAAAGCGGUUGUGUGUGGUACGCUUUCGCCAAUACUCUGUUCGGCAUCGUGUCCCUGAUAUCCCUGGCCGUGCUGUCAUACGAGCGCUACAGCACAAUGCUGGGACCCACAGAGGCCGACUCCACCAACUACAGGAAGGUGUCCUUUGGAGUGGCGCUGUCCUGGGUCUACUCCCUUGUCUGGACCAUUCCACCUCUGUUUGGCUGGAGCCAGUAUGGCCCAGAAGGUCCAGGCACCACCUGUUCCGUGAACUGGACCGCCAAGACGACCAACAACAUCUCCUACAUCAUCUGUCUGUUCAUCUUCUGCCUUCUCGUCCCUUUCGUCGUCAUAGUGUUCUGCUACGGGAAGCUCCUGUAUGCAAUAAAACAGGUGAGUGGUGUGAACAGAGCGCUGGGUCGUAAACGUGAGCAGCGUGUCCUGGCCAUGGUCAUUAUCAUGGUGGGGUGCUACCUGGUCUGCUGGCUGCCCUACGGCAUCAUGGCUCUCCUGGCCACUUUUGGUCCUCCAGACCUGAUAACGCCCGAGGCCAGCAUCAUCCCCUCCAUUCUCGCCAAGACCAGCACGGUCAUCAACCCCAUCAUCUACAUAUUCAUGAACAAACAGUUCUACCGGUGUUUCCGUGCCAUGCUGAAAUGUCAGGCGCCUGAGCGUGGUUCUAGCUUCAGGAGCACAUCCCGAGUGUACAAGCAGAGCAUGAGAGUCCUGCGACGCACAAACGACAAUAACUGUACCGCGGGCCCUGCCACCACAGCUCUGCCAAACCAGCUGGAAGGGCCGCCUUCCUCAGACGACAGCAAACCCGCCAAAGUAUCACUUGUGGUAUACUACACUGAAUAACGGCCAGAAACGGCUCCACUUUUGUCCACGUUUGCAGAAAACAGGACACUUGGAACAGAGAAAUGGCUGUAUUUGGAUCAUCCUGUUGUGUAAUGGUGUUUUUUGCAGUUUGCACAUGUCUAAGGACAGACUGGACAUGAAUGUUUGGUAAUAGCGCUGUUGAUAUGUGCACGGUUGGGCACACAUUCAUGUGACUCUCCUCUCUCAAUGCUUUAAAGGAAAAUAUUUGUGUACUCUUAUUAUUGUGACUCCAUAUACCGACAUAUUUCUGAAAACAGUAGGACAUUUUUAAAACGCAAUCACAUUUCUAUCUGAAAACAUAGGGGGAAGAUGAAUUGCAGAGUUGUGGGCAUUGUGUUGGAGGGGAAAAGGUUUUAGAGGACAAAAUAGUGAUUGUUUCCGAAUAAUGGAACUCUUUCAAGUUGUCUAUGCCUGAUCAUAUUCCGUUUGAAAUGAAUCCAACAACAACAACAACAGCAACAGGCAGCAACAACAAUUUGUCUAAUGUUUGUGAGGAUUCCUGAUUGCUAUUAAGUUUGUAUAACUGAGCCAAUUUUAGAAUGCACUAGUCGCACAAGCUCACAACGAAACAGGAAAAACAUGUUAAACAUAUUCCAUCUAUUUUUUUUUUUUUUAAUAGAUAACCCACCCUCAAUGCUUGAUGCAUUCACAGAGCUACAAUUAUGAACAAUUAAUUAUUACCAUACUAAUUAUAGUUAUGGAGGAACCAAUCCCUUCCAUACUUUAAUUCAGAAAGACAUUGUGUCAGUCAUGAUCAAAUGCUUUGUCUGGGCUCCACCAGCUACUUUUUUUACUUUAGCAUUUACUUUGUUUGUUUUUAAGUUGACCUCAGCUCAGUGUUUGCCUUGUUCUAUUGUUUUCACAACUGUAUAUUAUAACCAGUUUUUCUGUCCUGCAUGCUCCCAGUGUUCUAAAUUAUCAGCGCUAUAGUCUCCAUAACAUUCUUUCUGAUGAUGCCCUGACUCACAACAGCCAAACAGUAUGCAGUAAAACAGGAGAGAUAUUGUAAGCCAGUAUGUCAUUAUUCUCAAACAAAUGACAUUUGCCACUGUUAAUACUGUCAGCUGCUAUAUUUUAAAAGAUAUCGGUUAAGAAGUGAUGCAUCACCUUGUUUUACCCUUUCUUACUGCUGAUGGGGAGAAACAAGUAAAUUAAUAAAAUUCCAUCUAGUCAGCAUGCUUAAUGGAGCUCUACUAAAGGUACUGUUACGCUAACAUCAUCAAUGCUUUCCACAGCAGCCAUUUGUUGUUAAUUUAUCAAAUGCCUUUUCAUUGAUUAACCACUGAGAUUGCUAAGGAGGCCCAACGUGUUAAGCUGGCUGAGGAGAUCAAGUGAUGGCCUGGCCCUGCCUGACCAUAUCUCAGGAGAGUGGCUGGUAGCCCUCCGAUGAGAAAAGUCUCAGAUAUUUUCAGUCAGUGAGUUACAGAGUGCAGCCAUGUUGACAUCAAAGGACUUUGUGUUUUGCAAAUAGCUAGAAGACAGUGCUGUGAGUGUCAAGUGCUUAAGAGCUAAUAAUCACUACAUUCCUGUCUGCCCCCAUUUCCAACCUCACUAACUCUAUAGACCCCAGUCUCCAAACUACAGUAAACACACCAAAGACUGGCACUCUGAAUCAGUAUUCCCACAGAAAGCAACUGAUGACCAUCUCCCCCUCAAUCUGACAAUUAGGAUCACCACUGGUCAUUUGUAUUUAGUGUAGCACUCAAUGUAUGUCCGCCCGCCCCCAUCCAAUGUAAAUUUUGUAAAUAUUUGUUCUUAUGUUACUUAUUCUGAUUAUGAUGAGAAGUGCAUAAGAUGCCAAAUGCCAUUUUGUCUUAUGCCAGUUAUCAGCAACCCUGCUCUUGGACAACCAGAUUCAUGUCGUUUCCCAUACUUACUCUAAACAAGCAUGUAUACACACAUGCAGGUGUCCACCCACCCCUCUCUCUCUCUCUCUCUCACACACACACACACACACACACACACUGCCUCCUGAGGGAACUCUCUUAUACACUUGUAUGUCAUUUCUAUUUGAAAUAUCUUGUCCUACAGAGAAAAUAAUUGUGUUAUGCUCAGAUCUGAUUUCUACUUAAUUGCAAGCACAGAUUACUCUGUUUAGACCUGUUUCUGCAGGUCAAAAGUGUAUAAACAAUCACAGUCAUGUAUAUUUCAAACAACAGUUGGGGAUAUACCAUCCCAACAAUGCUUUUUGCAGCACAUAUUAUUUCAGAAAAUAUAAUUGUGUUCAAUCAAUAUUAUUUAUUUUCUACUGUAAACUGCAAAUGGCUGAUACCAUGCAAACAUAAUGUAUGACUAUGUUUCAAAUGCGUGAUAAGAAAUAUGUUUGUUUUGAAUAUCUGUGAUAAGAGUGGCCAUUGCAAAUAUGUUGUAUAUGUAAAUAUCACCCUUUUUUCUCUUUUAAUGAUGCUGUUUGUUGUUUUUGGAAGGGAGAGGGUCUCUAGAAGUCUAGUGGAGUUUAAAAAUAAGCGCUAUCAUUGCACACAGAUGUUUUAAGAGCAAAGUAUAUUUUAGACCCACUAAUAGAUCACAAAACACUGUUUACUUCCAUGUAUAGACUAAAAUAAAACCUGUCACACACAACAGCAAUUCGAAUGUACUACCCAUGGAUUUUGAAAUCCAUAUAUAAUCCCCAUAUUGUUUGAUUUAGAAAAGAUCAAAAGUAAACUACCUCAAACAAAACUCAUUUAGCAAUUUCAACUAUUUUACACAUGUGAAGGUUUAUACAUGUUAAUGUAUGAGAAAAGAGACAGCCUUUUCAAUGAAACAGCCAGGUCCAGAAUGAUAGUAUUCAUUUGUAGAAUAAUUUAAAAAGAAUACUGAAAUACACAUCAAGACAUAUGCAACUGAUUUAUAUUUUAAAUGGACAGCAACAGUGUUCUACUCUAAGUGUUUGAUGAAUUUCUUUUUGUAGAAAUCUACAGCAGAAACAACUUUAUAUAUUUUGUGCAAUCCUUGAUGACACAAGUGCAUGCUCUGCUUGUUGUAAUGUGCUGAAGUAACAUGAUGAUUUUGUUUCAUAAAAGGAUCUUCAGCCCUGUUUCCAAAAAAAUGGGAUGCUGUACAAAAUGUAAAUAAAAUGUGAUCUGCAAAUCUUGUAAAACCUUUAUUAAGAUACAUAAAGGAUAAUAUAUGACAUGUUGAAACUGACAAGUUUGACUAUUUCAUGUAAAAUAAAUGGUCUUUUUGAAUUCCAUGCCAGCAACAUGUCUCAAAAAAGUUGGGACAGGGACAACAAAAGGCUGGAAAAGUUCUGUAAUGUUGGAGAAAGCUACGAAAGGAGGAACAUUUCACUGGCAGCAUGAUUGCCUAUAAAAAGAGCAUCGCAGAGAAACAGUUAUGAAAACCUGUGAAUAAUGCAACAAUAUAAGAGUAAUGCCCCUCAAUGUGAAAUUGCAGAGAAUUUGGGGAUUUAAUCAUCUAUAGUACAUAAUAUCAUUAAAAUAUUCAGAGAUUCCAGAAAAAUCUUUGUAAACAAAGGACAUGACUGAAAAACAAUAUUAGAUGGCCAUAAUCUUCAGGACCUCAGGUGGCACUGCAUUAAAAUCAGAACUGUUUCUGUAAAGGGGCUCAGGAGAACAUCCGAUAACCAUUGUCUAUGAACACAGUUUAACGCUUCAUCCACCAAUGUUGGUUAAAACUACCAUGCAUAAAAUAGACCAUAUUUGGCCUAUUUUGAUACAGAUAUAUGAUACAGAAAUGCCAGCAUCUUCUCUGGGCCCAAGUUCAUGUAAGAUAGGCCGAGGCGAAGUGAAAAACUGUCCUGUGGACAGGCCAGUUCUUGGAUCAAAUUUUUUAUUGGAUUUCCAAAUUCUUUUUGUAAAUCAUGACAUGGACUCUGCAUCCUCCAGGCUAAAGAGGAGAGGGACCAUCCAACUUGUUAUUGGUGCGCAGUUCAAAAGCUGGGGGGAAAAAAAAGAUGGGAUGGGGGUGCAUUAGUGCCAAUGAUAUGGGCAGCUUGCACAUUUGGAAAGGUACAAUUAAUGGUGAAUGAUAUGUACAGGUUUUGAGCAACAUAUGCUGUCAUCCAUCAGCAUAUUUUUCAGGGAAGACCUAAAUAUUUCAGGAAAGCAAUGCCAAACUGCAUUCUGCACAGAUUACAACAACAUGGCUACAUAGAAGAGUCCAGUUGCUAAAAUGGCCUGCCUGCAGUCCAGACCUGCCACACUGGGUACAUCAAGGAAUGAAAAACACAAUUAUGAAGACCCUACACUGUUAAGCAGCUGCAACCAUAUAUUGGGCAAGAAUGAACAUUUUCAUUCUCAAAACUGGCAUCGAUUUCAAAAUAGACAUAUAUUUUCCAAAAACAAUACAUUUUCUCUGUUUCAACAAUUGAUGUUUUUGUUGCACUAUUUGAAAUUGAAUGUAUGAUUUACAUGAUUUGAAAAUCAUAGCUUUCUGUUUUUAUUUGCAUUUUACUCAACAUCCCAGUUUUUUUGGAAACAGGGUUGUAUGUAAAGAGUCUGUGAAGAUUCAUCUGGACAGAGGUCUUGGAUAGACUACAUACAGCUAUGUGUAGUUUUGUGUUCUAGCUUGUCUUAUGUUCCAUGUUCAGUGUCUUUGUGUAGGCUACUGCACUCUGUAAAGAUGUUCAUGGAUUUGAAAAGGUAAAGUGCUUUGUUUAACUCACCGAAUAUAUUGAAUACUUCUAAAGAUUGUGGCAUAUUUGUACUUUGUACAGUACUGUUUUUUUUGUGAAUAUGUAAGUAUGUGUGUGUGUGUGUGUGUGUGUGUGUGUGUGUGUGUGAUGACACAGAAAAGCUGCCCAGGGUCCACAGAUAUCUGAAAUGAGUUGCAGUUCAAUAAAGCUCCGAAGGAAGCAAAUAUA
This is a messenger RNA of Alosa alosa (allis shad), 6141 nucleotides long. It is a transcript of the gene tmtopsa, whose product is annotated as teleost multiple tissue opsin a. The record is from RefSeq and is a predicted model, not a curated record. Gene Ontology annotation, molecular function: G protein-coupled receptor activity. Gene Ontology annotation, biological process: visual perception; G protein-coupled receptor signaling pathway. Gene Ontology annotation, cellular component: photoreceptor outer segment; membrane. Lineage: Eukaryota; Metazoa; Chordata; Actinopteri; Clupeiformes; Clupeidae. Bases 6 to 1295 code for a protein of 429 amino acids. The transcript is spliced from 4 exons.